AUGCAUGGGAUCUUUUCUACCAUCGCCACGGUCUUCACCUUGGUGUCGGCCGUUCAAUCUGUCGCUGUCUUAGUGCCUCUAUACACCUGGCCCGGCACAGAUUCCUGGCAACCGGUCUAUGACUCACUGGAGGCCCAUCCAUACACUACAUUUUAUCUCAUCGUCAACCCACAAAGCGGACCAGGGAGCACAGAGUUCCCCCAAAAUAUCUUUAUCACAGCCUUUGCAAAGCUGAAAAGCUACAGCAACGCCAAACUCCUAGGCUACAUUUCGACAGUAUAUGGCAACAGGGCCAUUGCAGAUGUCGAGAGAGAAGUCUCCGUCUACUCCAAUUGGGCCUCCUACCAAGGAAAAAAUAUCGCCGUCGACGGAAUCUUCUUCGAUGAAGGAUCGAACGGACAGGACACUACCAAGCUCGCGUACUACCAGCAGGUCUCAAAGACUGCCAAGAAUAGCAACCUGAACAUCGUCGUCUUUAACCCAGGUGCUAAGAUUAUGGCUGAUACCCCGGAAUGGUUUGCUGCUGCUGACUUUAUUGUUGAGUAUGAGAACACUUGGGCCAACUGGGUCUCUUUGGCCCCCGCUGAGCAUUUUUCGGACAUGGAGUACUACCACAAGAUCGCCAUCAUGUUAACGGGGACUCCUGGGGUUGCUAGCAUUACCGAUGUCGCUCUAUUGGCAACCAGUAUGGGCCUCGGUGCUAUCUAUCUGACUUAUGACAAUGACUACAUGACUGACCAGUCUGUACUUUCUGUGUCAAAGGUUGCUGUCGGUGUUGAUAUGGUCCCUCCACGAGUUGGAGUCCCCCAGCCAGCUGGGCACCGCCGAGAGGCUCACUAG
This is a messenger RNA of Penicillium arizonense, 840 nucleotides long. Its product is annotated as spherulation-specific family 4 protein. The record is from RefSeq and is a predicted model, not a curated record. The transcript has a single exon. Lineage: Eukaryota; Fungi; Ascomycota; Eurotiomycetes; Eurotiales; Aspergillaceae. Bases 1 to 840 code for a protein of 279 amino acids.